AUGUUUAGAGACUAAAAUAUAAUUGAUUUUAGAUAUCUUGUUCUACUACUCACAUGCACUACUGAUCUCUUAUUUUUUAUGAUUGAGACUUUUAAGCAAGAGUUUCAUACAAAAUAAGCUAUUUGGAUUAAUUUCUCCAUGUAUAUUAUACUUUUAAGUAAAUCAUUAGUCUUAUAUUAGCUUUGUAUCUCUGUUUUUAUUUUUUAUUUAAAAAAAGAAGGAGAAACUAAACUUUUUUAUUAGAUUUACUAUUCUUUUGUUAUUUCAUUUCCAAGUGCUUAUAUUAAACAAUUUAUAUACAGCCUUCUGAUUAUUUUGGGAUUAUUUAUUUACUCAUAUUUUUUCAUCUAUUUUAAGGAACUUUUAAAUAGCAACAUAUUAAAAUUAUACUUCCAUUUAUUUUGUUCAUACAUAUUGUUUAUCAAAUUAAUUAGGAAAAAAAUCAAAAUCAAAAUUCCCAUUCUAUCUCAUUCCUAUUUUAAAUCUUAUUUUUGAUAAUUGCUUUACUCAAUGAAUUUUAAAUCUAAUUAUCGAACAUAUCAUUAUAAAAUCAAUCAAUUAAUAAUUAAGAGUAAAUAGGCAAUUAAUUAGAUUAUUUAAAUGGAAUAAUUAAUAAUUUAAAUAUAGGAGUUUUAGUUUAUGAUCAAAGCUAUAAAUUAAUCUAUAAAACUUAAUAUAUGGAUAAAAUCGAAUCUAUUUUAGAAUCCCAAAAUUAAACUGAAAAUGUUACUUACAAUCCUAAUCGAUCAGAAUCUUAAAAUAUAGUAAAUCUUAAAUUAUUAACUCAAAAAUAAACUGAUAAUAUAUCCUUUUUAGAUGAUAUUAAAGUAAGUGGUUAUUGUCUUAAUGAAAAUAUUGUUAAAAAAACCUUUUCUUUAAAAUAAAUAAUUGAAAAUGUUCAAACUAAUGAUAUUGAAUAUAACUAUUAUAAAUUUAAAACAUUUGGAUCUAAUUAGGAAAAAUUAAGAUAUUAUUUAAAAUUUUCAUUAAUGAAUUAGAAAAAUUAAACUUAGUUUAUAUUUUCUUUUUAAGUAUAUUAAUUGUAAUUUUUAGUUAAUAAACGAAAAUUAUGGAGAUUUUAAAAAAGAUUAAAAGUUUAGAAAUAAUCUAAUAAGCUCAUUUAGCCACAAAUUAAAAACUCCUUUGCAUACAGUUAUUACAUAUUUAGAAACCUGUAUAAAUGAUGAAAAGUUGACGAAAUAAUUUAUAGAUACAUAUAUAAAACCUUGUUAUUGGAACUCAAAGAUAUUGCUAUAUACAAUUUAAGACAUUUUAGAUUAUGUUUCAUAUUAUUCAUAUUAGAGACAAAAUUUGGAUGUAAAAAACAUAAACAUAAUGAAAUUAAUAGCAGAAAUAAAGGAUUUAAUUAUAACUUAAUGUAGUUAGAAGAAUAUAUCAUUUAGAAUCAUUUACAAUAAUGAAGAUUUUGAUUAAAUUUAAGAGUAAAAGAAAGAUAUGUAUUAUUGAAUAGAUUUAUAAUAGAAUUUGUUUUGUAUAAUCAGAUCUGAAUAAGUUAAUGAGAAUUCUAGUGAAUUUAUUAAAUAAUGCAUAUAGAUAUACACCUUAAGGAGGAUUCAUAGAAUUGGAUAUUGAAGAAGUGAGAAGUGGGAAUUCAAGAUAAAUUUAAUUUAUUGUUUCUGAUAGUGGUGUAGGAUUAAGUUAAUAAGCUUAAGAAGAAAUAGCUAAGUAAAUGUAAAUACAUCAAUAUCAAUAAUAAAUGAGAUCAAGAAAGGUAUGUAAGAUUAAAAAUUAUAAUAGUAAAGUUAAUUGUUAACUUAAUCAGUAGAUAAAGGGAAAAGUUAAUAAAAUUCAAAUCAGAAAAACGAAGUAUUAGGGAUAAGUUUGAAGAUAACAACAAAAUUGAUAUAUUAAUUAAAUGGAUCUUGUCCAUUUAAAAUAGAAAGUUUACCAGGUUAAGGAUCGAAGUUUAAGUUUUCUAUAGGUGAUUUAGAUUUGCCAAGUGGAUAACAUCCUUAAUCUGCUAUAAGGUUAAGAAAUUUGGAAUCCUUGAGAUCUAAUAGAAUAUUAGUAGAUUUUCUAACAUUAUAAUAAGAAGCUAAUUGCGAGGUUGAGAAUGAAAAAGCUGUAGUUGGAUAAAUAAAAAAAAUAGAUAGAGUUAAACCAAGUAUGUUAAAAAGUAUUAAUACUAAUUACUUUCGAUAAAAUGCUAGGAUUUCACAAAGAAAUACAAAAUUGAUUUAAGGAUAAACAUAAUUUCGAUAGACAUAGAAAAGGAGUAAAUAAAACUUAGUUGAAGAAUCUGGAGCUAUAGUAGUUGUAGAUGAUGAACCAUUCAAUCAUAUUUCUUUAGAGAUGGUUCUUAAAAGUUUAGGAUAUCAUAGAAUAAUUCAUUGUUAUAAUGGAUAAGAAAUAGUUGAUUUUGUUAAAAGAUAAAAAAACAUUAAAAUUAGAACUAUUUUAAUGGAUGUUGAUAUGCCUGUAAUGGAUGGUAUAACAGCAACGUCAAUACUUUCUAAUUUAAUUGAAGAAGAAAAAAUUAAUCCAUUUUAAAUCAUUGCUUGUACUGCUCAUGAAGAUGAAGACACUAAAUAAUAAUGUUACGAAGCUGGAGUAGAAUAAAUUGUUGUUAAACCAGUCUUCUCUUCAAUUCUUAAAGAUGCAUUGUAAAUCUAACAUUGA
This is a messenger RNA of Paramecium sonneborni, 2640 nucleotides long. NCBI's taxonomy places the organism in Eukaryota, Ciliophora, Oligohymenophorea, Peniculida, Parameciidae. The record is from the annotation of a GenBank genome assembly.